CAAAACGGGACAAAUGUGUGGUACGUGUGAGGGAGUAUACUAGCUAUUUACUUAUUUAUGUUUCUCAAAGAUAGCAACUGUUGACUUAGCCAACCCCGGACUGUGGUCAUAAUGGCUGACUACUGGAAGUCCCAGCCAAAGAAAUUCUGCCAAUACUGCAAAUGCUGGAUUGCUGACAACAAACCAAGUAUCGAGUUUCAUGAAAGAGGAAAAAACCACAAACAAAAUGUUACUGCCAAAAUCGACGAGAUUAAGAAGAAUAGCAUUGAAAAAGCCAAACGGGAGGAACGUAUGUCCAAGGAGUUUGCAGCCAUGGAGGAGGCAGCCAUGAAAGCGUUCCAGGAAGAUCUGAAGCGGCUGGAGUCUGAAUCAGGUGUUCCUGAGGCUCCAAAAAAGAAGCAAGAACCACAGGCAGCAGCUGCUAGCAGUAAACAAUUAGAAUCUUGGGUCAAAGGUGUCACUGAUGAUGGAUUUACCUACUACUACAACACCCUGUCUGGGGAGUCCCAAUGGGAUAAACCAGAAGGGUUUAAAGAGGGAAAAAAGAAAUCAAGAGAAAAACAAGGUGGAAGUAAGUACUCUAAAGGGUCUCCAUGGAUGGAAGCCCUGAGUCCUGAUGGAUACACCUACUACUAUAAUACAGAAACUGGAGAGUCCAGCUGGGAGAAACCUGCAGACUAUGUUCCCCAGGUAGCAGGCAGUAGCAGUGAAGACAGCAGGGGACAGGAGGACCUACCAUCCCCUCAGCCAGAGCCUCUGUCAGGGGAAGAGAACAGCUCUGGGGCAGCCUCCAGUGGAGCAGCCUCUAGCGGAGCAGAGUCUGAAGAUCCCAAAGAGCCCAAGGUCCCAAAGAUCAGCUUCCGAAAAAAAAAAGAAGAGAAGCUGCCAACAUCUGAACAAAAGGAGGACAAUAAAGAUGAAGAUAAAGACACCAAUGGUAGUAACUCUGAGAAUGAGGAUAAAGACAAAGGAGGGAGCCAGGCUGCUCCACAAGUGGAGAUUCCAGCAAAAAAAUCAAGGAAAAUGAACCCCUAUGGGGAGUGGGAGCAGAUUCAGAAGGAGGACGACCCAUAUGAGCAGGUGGACUUGCAGCUGCCCCAGGUAGAAAGUACAGAGGAAACCACAGGAGCUUCCGAGGUACCUGCUGAGCCGAAGGUCAAGUUCAAGGAGCGCGCCAUCACCUCCCUGGGGGAUGAGGGCGAUGCGGGAGCAGUCUUUAGGAAGAGAAAGCUGGAUAAUGGCAAGUCCAGGAGUCUCCGGGAGAGGGGAAAAGACGACUAAGACUGCUGAAUUCAGUUUUUACUGUGGAUCCGUGGCUUCCAGCUCGAACUCUGUUGACAACGUUUGAAUGGGCUGAGUGCGGUGUCUUUUUUUUUUUUUUUUUUUAUGGACUUCAGCUUCACCAGCUGGUCUAUCAGAGAGCCCCAUUUUUCUCACUUCAGCGCUUGUUGAAUCA
Messenger RNA from Scleropages formosus (Asian bonytongue), 1456 nucleotides. It is a transcript of the gene wbp4, whose product is annotated as WW domain binding protein 4. Bases 112 to 1281 code for a protein of 389 amino acids. The record is from RefSeq and is a predicted model, not a curated record. NCBI's taxonomy places the organism in Eukaryota, Metazoa, Chordata, Actinopteri, Osteoglossiformes, Osteoglossidae. Gene Ontology annotation, biological process: mRNA splicing, via spliceosome. Gene Ontology annotation, molecular function: zinc ion binding; RNA binding; protein binding. The transcript has 10 exons. Gene Ontology annotation, cellular component: nucleus; precatalytic spliceosome.